UUUGUGACUGUUAGGGCCAUUGUUGUGUUGACAACAUCUUCUUUGCUUGGCGGGGUUUAAAGUAUUAAGAGGUUGGAGCGGAGAGGGGUGUGCCGAAGGUGUUGGAUUUCAUGUCAAACCACCUGCAGGGGAGACAUUUAAGAUGCCAGCGGCGCACAGACACGCACUCACUGCGCUGGACGGUGGGAGAAUUUUAUUUGCAGUCCCAAAAAGCAAUGGACAGUAGGAUCAGACCGCUGGCUGUGGUCGGCAGCGCCGCCGGCCCGACGCUAUCGGUCAGCGGCCUCCAGGUGCCCGCGUCCAUCCUGCGCCCCGCGCCUCUCUUCUUGCGCUCUUGCAAUCCCGCGCUGGAGAGGGGCUACCCGCGCACCCCGAAGUGCGCCAGAUGCAGGAACCACGGCGUGGUGUCCGCGCUGAAAGGCCACAAGCGCUUCUGUAGCUGGAGAGACUGCGUGUGCGCAAAGUGCACCCUGAUUGCGGAGAGACAGCGGGUCAUGGCGGCGCAGGUGGCGCUGCGCAGGCAACAGGCGCAGGAGGAGACCGAGGCCCGCGAGCUCAGAUUCUUGUACCCCGGCACGGGUAUGAGUGGAGGAAUCGGAAUCCCUGAGGGGUCAUCAGCAGUACCAUCCGGUACCAACAGCACCUCGACAGCUACAAGUUUUGAAGUUUUCAGAGCGCAAAACCAAAAAGAUGAUUACAAAAUAAACACCUUUUACAACGGAUUCACCGGUGGACACCUCUUUGCACCUCGAACCACACGUGUGGCCCCUCCAGAAGACGAGACGCAGCCGUCUCCUUGCAACGACGGUGUUGGAAGCUCAUCGGAGCGAUCAGAGAGCCCACAGAGGCCGCUGUCCUCUUCGGAUCCAGAUUCAGGGAGCGAGUCGGUGCAGAAACCCGAUCACCGUCCGGGACAGGAACAGAACCCCAACGAUUUCAUGGCCAAGAUCUUCCCCCAGCAGAAGCGUGAGGCGCUGGAGUCCAUGGUGAGAACCUGUCAAGGUGACAUUGUGAAGUCAAUCGAGCUGGUGUUGCUGAGUUCCAAAGAGAACAAAAUGAAUUGUGAGAGCUCGUCUUUGUCCGCACCCCCUGCUGCCGGACUGUCUGGAACGCUGAGCACUUCGGGGAAUAAAUCUGCCUUCUCCCCAAUCUACGUGCCACCCACAGCCGCCGGGGAAGACAGCCUGUACGGGCUCAGCCCUCGUUUCUUUGUUAACCCGUUACGACUGACAACAUAUUCCUCUACAAACGGUGGCAUGACGGGGUUUAUGUCACCAGGACUGAUGCCUGUCUUUCCGCUCCGUCCUCCUCUGGACUCCUUUUCUUUCCCAAACAUAAUCAGAGACCUGUCCUCCUUUCAGAGCAAAGACUCCCUCUGCAACACCGGCCUAUAUGCACGACUGAAUCAAGAAAAAUAAAAAGCAUACCUUGAGCACUCCACACACUACAAUAUAAAUGUACAAGUAAAUAUACAUAUGUCUGGAAUUUUUUUAUGCAUGACUUCUGAGCACUUCUUUAUGAACUCAGUCAUACCAAUCAAUCACAUCAAUUUUGUUGAUCAUUAUAUGCUUUAGAUCAUCCAUCGAGGCUUACAGACCAUUUUUUCCUUGACCUUUGACCAAACUAUUCCAAAAUCGAAUCACCUCUUGAUAUGCAUCCAAGUAAUAUUCCCACCAAGUUUUGAAGGAAAUCAGUCUGUUUUCGAUUUAUCUUGUCCACAAGCACGGCAGUGAAAAUGAUACGCUAUCGCUGCUUCACAUACACCCAGAGUAGUGACAUAAAUCACUUUGUAAUAUCAUUGUAAGUUGUUUUAAACUUUGUCGUUAAACAAGACUCAGACUUUGUAGGGGCUGAUUUCAAGUAUAUUUCAAGUACAUUGCUCACUGUUCAAAAUCAGCUUUUAAAAAUACUUUUCAUACGGUAUGUGUUUCAUGUGAAUUAUCCUGAAAGGUCACACUUCUGUCUGCAUCUGGAGAAACUACGGCUUUUAUGAAAAUGUCAGCUUACAAUAACUAUUUGGUUGUGGAUCCUCUUUACUGAGGAGAAGACGCUCCUUUCCGUUUGAAGUGAUUGACAUUUCUGGAAUUCAUAUUUUAUUUUAUUUUGUUAUGGAAUAAACAAUUGAUAAUUAUGAAUAAAGCUAUUAAACUGUG
Messenger RNA from Thalassophryne amazonica, 2153 nucleotides. Its product is annotated as doublesex- and mab-3-related transcription factor A1-like. Gene Ontology annotation, molecular function: DNA-binding transcription factor activity, RNA polymerase II-specific; RNA polymerase II cis-regulatory region sequence-specific DNA binding. The transcript is spliced from 2 exons. Gene Ontology annotation, cellular component: nucleus. Gene Ontology annotation, biological process: sex differentiation; regulation of transcription by RNA polymerase II. Bases 111 to 1418 code for a protein of 435 amino acids. The record is from RefSeq and is a predicted model, not a curated record. Lineage: Eukaryota; Metazoa; Chordata; Actinopteri; Batrachoidiformes; Batrachoididae.